CCUCCGCCUGGCAUUUCUCCUCCGGUCGCGUGGGUGCCAUGGCAACGGAGACAGGCCUGCAACCUGGCUUCCGGAAGCCAGGGAGUUGGAGCGUGCCAGCCGCCAGGUCAAAGGAUGCUGAGUCCGGAGCGCCUUGCUCUACCGGACUACGAGUAUCUGGCUCAGCGACAUGUGCUCACAUACAUGGAGGAUGCGGUGUGCCAGCUGCUGGAGAACAGGGAGGAUAUUAGCCAGUAUGGCAUUGCCAGGUUCUUCACUGAGUAUUUUAACAGCGUAUGCCAAGGCACUCAUAUUCUCUUUCGAGAAUUCAGCUUCAUCCAAGCCACACCUCAUAAUAGAGCAUCAUUUCUAAGAGCAUUCUGGAGGUGUUUCCGAACUGUAGGCAAAAAUGGUGAUCUGCUGACCAUGAGGGAAUACCACUGUUUGCUGCAGUUACUGUGCCCAGAUUUCCCACUGGAGCUCACACAGAAAGCAGCCAGGAUCGUGCUCAUGGAUGAUGCCAUGGACUGCUUGAUGUCUUUUUCAGAUUUCCUUUUUGCCUUCCAGAUCCAGUUUUACUAUUCAGAAUUCCUGGACAAUGUGGCUGUCAUCUAUCAGGACCUGCUGUCAGGCAAGAACCCCAAUACAGUGAUUGUGCCAACAUCAUCCAGUGGGCAACACUACCAGCGACCCGCCUUGGGCGAGGCUGGCAUGCUGGAAGGAGUGGAGGCAUCGCUGUUCUACCAGUGCCUGGAAAACCUGUGUGACCGGCACAAGUACAGCUGCCCUCCUCCAGCGCUUGUCAAAGAGAUUCUGAGCAACGUCCAGAAGCUGACUUUCUAUGGAUUCCUUGUGGCCCUGUCAAAGCAUCAUGGAAUCAACCAAGCACUGGGAGCUUUGCCUGACAAAGGGGACCUGAUGCAUGACCCAGCCAUGGAUGAGGAGCUGGACCGGCUGCUGGCUCAAGUUCCAGGCCUGGUCAAUGCCACUUCAGAGGCCAGCUGUCUCCCUUCCCGGACCUCUUCCCGGGUUGGCUCCCCAUGGAGACCCCUCCAUCACUCCCGUAAAGUGGACACAGAGAGCGAUGGUUCCACUGAAGAGACAGAUGAGUCUGAGACUUGAGGACUCUGAAGGGGGGAAACCUGCCUGUGUCCUGUACCUUGUUCCCACCCUGCCCUUGCUUUCCCGUUCAGCAUCUUGCUGUGCUGCUCUCUGCUGGAGAAAAGGCUGAGUAACAGCCUAGCCAGGAGACCUGCAAACAGCGACCAUAAAAAUUUCAUAGACCCUAUCCCCUGGGUCUGACAGCCCUAAGUUGAGGCUAUCCUGAGGGUACUUCAUAACUGGGAAGGAGACUGACCAUACUCUUGUUGGCAGCCCUUCUUACCCUUCUGUCCAGCCUGACAGUCCCAGGAAGGAUUAUCUCAGCAGCUCCAGAAAGGGAGAACUAGAAUAGUAGCGUGGGCCUUGUGCGGUCAAAGGUGAUAAUAUAAGGCAAAAACAUAAGGCCUGCUGGAGAAAUGCGCUACUAGCUGGGAUAAUGGAGGGGGUGGGCAAGAAUUUCACUUUCAAAAAUCUGCUUUGUAACUUGUGUGUCAAAUAGUUAAGUCUGAAAAUAAUAAAAGUCCCUUGUGUCUGGCAA
Messenger RNA from Jaculus jaculus (lesser Egyptian jerboa), 1618 nucleotides. RefSeq names its product chromosome 1 C11orf49 homolog (gene Cstpp1). The transcript is spliced from 9 exons. NCBI's taxonomy places the organism in Eukaryota, Metazoa, Chordata, Mammalia, Rodentia, Dipodidae. The record is from RefSeq and is a predicted model, not a curated record. Bases 115 to 1101 code for a protein of 328 amino acids.